Molecule: messenger RNA, 4625 nt
Organism: Hydra vulgaris (swiftwater hydra)
Lineage: Eukaryota; Metazoa; Cnidaria; Hydrozoa; Anthoathecata; Hydridae
Source: RefSeq, a predicted model, not a curated record
ACUAAUAAAAAGUUGCAAGCUAGAAGUAUUUCUUUAAAUCGAUUGCCUUGUAUUUUUAAAUAAUUUUAGCUUUUAAGGUUUGUUUGAAUUUGCUUUCUGCUUCCAUAAAGCAUACCGAUACGCUGUAAUGCCGCUGCGGUGCUGCGACAUCCAACCGAGAGAAAAAAAAUGUAAGCUUGCACAAAAUAAGCUGGGUUUUAUAGAUAUGCUUUCUUAAAAUAAAUAUAUUUGUGAUCAUUAUUUAACUUAAAUCUGGAAAAACUUAAUAAUAUGGCAUGGACAGCCAUUUUGGCUCUUUGUUUAUUUUCCUUGUAUUUUGAAAAUGUUGAAUGCAACUUUACAUCUGGUGCUAAUAACAAUGUUAAGCAGUCAUCUUCAUCAACUAAAGGUGUGGCAAAGGAUAUCUUAACUGAUUUAGCUUCAGCUGCUAUUUGUAAAGGUUUAUACGUAGGCAGUCAGUUUUGCUGGUUAUUUCAUGAAAUUGUAAAUCAAAACAAGGUUAUUGAUCCUGUGAGCAAAAGAGAAGCAACUUUGUACAAUGGUGCUACUAUUGGAUCAUCAAUUGAUCAUCCUCACUAUUUAAGUUUACAAAAUGCUAACGAAGCUGAGUAUCCAUAUGUAGAUAUGGGAGAUUUUGCAGGAACAUGUGUUUCUGAUCCCAAUUUGUGCACCAAUGGUUUAACUGUAAUGUUUUGGUUAAAAAUGACUCAAGAUGAUAUUUCAAGAAUGUUUGAAGCAAGCUAUACUCAUCAAUAUAUUAUAUCAAGUGGCGGCCAAAAAAGUGAUUCAAGGGGGUUUGCUUUUCUGUACCAACAAGAUUCAAAUUUUAAUGGAUUCAAACUUCAACUUCAAGCAAGUGAUAGUGAUUAUGUGAUUGAGAUGAAUAGCAUUCCUAAUGAAUGGUUUCAUGUUGCAUUUACUUGGCAUAAAGAAGGGGAAAUUUUAUUGCCUGGGACUCGUGCUGGAUUGAUUUACUAUCAGAAUGGAAUUCAGGUAGGACCAUUAGGUACAGCUGUUGCAGGAAGUUAUCCUUUUGAUAAGCAGACUCGACUUACAAUUGGUAAACCAAACUAUGGAGAUAAAUUUUAUGGGAGAUUUUUGAUGGAUAGCUUCAUUAUAUAUUAUCAAGUUCAUCCUGUCAAUGCUAUUCUGAAAUUUGCUACAAGUGCAUCAAUCAGUGUGACAGAAAGUUUGUCAGGAAGCAUAUCAGGGAGUGUAUCAGGAAGUGUAACUGGAGUAAUCAAUGGAAAUGGAGAUGCAAGCUUAUCUUUGACAUAUCAAACAAGUGUAAAAAUGUAUGAAUAUGCACGAUGGUUUUGGCCAUUUAAAUCAGUACGAAUUUCUGAUGCUGGACAAUCGAUAUCUCCACUUCAACAGAGUGAUUCAAAUCAUUAUGCAGUUUUAGGGGGAGGAGCAAAAUUGUAUCUUAGUUCAGUGAGAGGACAAGUUUUGUGGUUAGAGAAUUUCGGGGCUUUUGCAGUAUUGGGAGAUUUUGCUGGUACUUGUGUUAGUGAUCCAGAAAAAUGUAGUCAACAAGCUGGAAGUGCCCCACUUGGUAUGACCCCAGGAUUAACAGUAUCAUUUUGGCUUAAAAUUACAGCAUCUGAUCUUGCAGUUCCAUUAAAUGACCAGCAGCAACAACAUCAGUACAUCAUUUCUAGUGGGGGGCAAGUGAGCAACUCGAGGGGUUUUUCAUUUUUGUAUGCAGCAGAGGAACAAAAAUUUAAACUUCAGUUGCAAACAAGAUAUUAUGUAUACAUGAUUGAGUUUAGCAAUUUACAAGAAACAUGGUGUCAUAUUGCUUUUACAUGGAAAAAAGAAGGUCAGCUUGUGCUUUACAUAAAUGGAGUAAUAAAAGAUGCGAGAGAAAAGCAAGAAAAAACAUUUGAGUUAGAUACACACACUAAAUUGACAGUUGGUAAGCCAAAUCACAUUGAUAAACAUUUUGGAAGAUUCAAAAUGGAUUUGCUUAGUAUCUUUUAUUAUCAAUUAUCAUCAACACAAAUUGGUGAAAUUGUGAACAAUGCAGCUACAAAUUUACUGCAUUCACUUAAUACAUAUCUAUUGCAACCAAUGAAGGCACCGUCUUUGCAUUCACUUAAUGCACCCACAUUACUAAGUUUCCACAACUUUUAUACUAAUCCUUUUCCUACUUUUGUUACUAAAGUAACCGGACCAUUUGCCACAGUAUCCCCAUCUCUUAUUGAUAGUGGAGAAAUUAAUCCAACUGUUCCUCGUGGUACUACUAUUAAACCUGCUUCUCAGCCACCAACACCAACUUCUCCUACAGGCAAAACAAGUGCAAUUUGUACAGCAAAGCUUGAUCUUGUGUUGCUCAUCGACAAUUCAGGUUCUAUUGAAGCACGAGGUCGUGAAGGUUAUUUUGAACAAAUUAAAAUGUUUAUCAAAAAUUUAAUGAAGCUUUUCAGAGUAGGUACAGAUGCUAAUGUUGCUAUUAUUGAAGCUUCAUCAGAUGCUAGAAUAAUUGCUAAAUUUGGAGAUGUCAAAGAUAAAGUUGUGUUUGACCAAUAUAUAAACAAUCUUAAUUAUAAGAAAGAGCGAUCUUUUAUUGGUAAAGCAUUGGAAUUAGCAAGAACUGAUGUAUUUUCUAGAAUUCUCUGUAAACAAAGUGCUAAGUUAAUGAUGGUGAUAAGUGAUGGUUAUGCUUCAGAUGAUGUUACAUUGUCAGGUGUUGAACUGCGAGACUUAGGAGUAAUUAUGAUGGGCAUUGGGUAUGGCCCUGAAACACAACUAAUGCGGUAUACUCUUGAAAGUUUGUCUUCUGAUCCUAAAGAUCAAUACACCUUUGUGUUUGGUUAUGACCGACUUAUUGAAUCAGUACAACUUAUUGUCAAAAAAGCAUGUGAAGCUGCAACAGAGGCUUCAUUAGUUGAUACCACUGAUCAAGUUAACAAUAACCCAAUUAAAGGCGCUGUUGGUCAGGAGUUUAUUAAUUACUUUAUGACAGAAAUUAAUAAAUAUCGCCGUAUGCAUAGUGCAAUACCAUUAACUUGGUCUGUUGAACUUAGCAUGAAGGCUCAACAGUGGGCUGAGUAUCUUGCUAAUGAGGACAAACUUCUAACAAAACCAAAAGUUCACUAUGGUCAAACUUUAUAUAUUUCUCCAAAGCCUGGCCCGAUAUCUGCACAGAUUGCUGUCCGUGCAUGGUACAAUCAAAUAAUCUAUUAUGAUUUUCAAAAGCCAAGAAUAAGUGAACUAAAUAGUUAUUUUGUGCAGUUGGUUUGGCGCUCAGCAACCGAUGUGGGGGUUGGAAAGUAUCAGUCAGCAUCAGGAAAAACAUAUGUUGUUGCAUUUUAUAAUCCAAUUGGAAAUAGUGAUGAUGGAUUGAGUUUUAAUAUUCUUGCCAUGACUAGUUCAGCAGUGACUGGUGUCAAAUCAGGAUAUUGUCCUACUGGAUACCAACCGAAUUUAGAGUACUGCUAUAAGCUAUAUUCUGAACCAGUGACAUGGGAAGAGGCUGUAGCAACUUGCAGCGCUCAAAAGGGUGCGCUAACAUCUAUUACAAAAGAUGAAGAACAUUAUUUUAUAUUUAAUAUUUUACAUGCGCAUACAGUUAAGUCUACCUGGCUUGGAUUGAAUGACAGGAUGUUAGAAGGGUCGUUUACAUGGGUGGAUGGUGCUCCACUUUCUUUUAAUGGUUGGACUAAUCCACCAAUAAUUGGAAAUCAGAAAAGUUGCGUGCAACUUACAACUGAUGUAGGAUGGCAAACUGAACAGUGUGAUAUACAAAAUCCAUUUAUUUGUAAAACAAUACGACCAGGAGACCUCAUUUUUAUGGUAACAAUACAUUAUCCAACACAAGCAUGGAGCCAAGAUCUUGUGUAUGGAACUACACCAGCAGCUAUUGAACUUAUUCAACGUGUUGAAAGACUUAUCAUGAGUAUAUAUGGCUCUCGAGAGUGGUUUCUUAGUUAUACCAUCAAAGCAUUUAGGGGUCAUGUCAGUGUUUUUAUUGACAUGGAAUUACGAUUCUCCCCAGCUUCACCAAUUGAUCCUGUUGCUCCUUUAAAAAAUGUCACCUAUACUGAAGAUUGCGAUGGUUAUAUUUGUGAUUUGACUGAUGUCCAGAUUGUUCCAGCAAUUAAUGUUACAUACAAUGGAACGUGUUCGGCAAAUUGUUACACUAGUUGUACACCAAACUGCGCUCCAGCUUGCUGUUCACCACAAACUUUACCUACUUACUACACAUAUGAAGUUGUUCAAGUACCAGCUGGACAGCAAACUGCAGCACCACCACCACCUCCACCACCACCGCCACCUCCUCCUCCUCCACCACCAAUUGUGUCGCCUGUUACUUCCGUUAUUGUGACUUUCCCUUCGUAUUGCGCCCAACAAUGUCAACAGGUGUGUACCCCUGCAUGUCCGCCAGAAUGCUGUCAACAAAAACGUCGAAAAAGAAUGGAAAUUUUGCACAAAAGAAGUAAAAUAAAUCACAACCACCAUCAAGGUUGAUCCCAAAGAUUGUUGAUAAACAGUAAAUCCAAAAAUCCAUAAAACCGGAAAUUAUUUUUAAAUGUGAAAAAUAUAUUAAAAACGGUUCUCGAAUAGAGUAUAUCUAAGUAUUUUUAUUAGAUUGAAAUAUAGAUGAUAUUGGGAGGUAACCA